AUGGCGGCGGCUAGUUCCGCCGCUGUGUCCGGGGCCGGGACCCCAGUGGCAGGUCCCGCAGGCCGCGACCUUUUCGCCGAGGGGCUCCUCGAGUUCCUGCGACCGGCUGUGCAGCAGCUGGACUCUCACGUCCACGCCGUCAGAGAGAGCCAGGUAGAACUACGGGAACAGAUUGACAACCUAGCUUCUGAACUGUGCCGGAUCAAUGAGGAUCAGAAGGUGGCCCUGGACCUCGACCCCUACGUGAAGAAGCUGCUUAAUGCCCGGCGGCGAGUGGUCUUGGUCAACAACAUUCUACAGAACGCGCAGGAACGACUGAGGCGGCUAAACCACAGCGUGGCCAAGGAAACAGCCCGCAGGAGGGCAAUGCUGGAUUCAGGGGUUUACCCUCCUGGUUCCCCAAGCAAGUAAUAGGCCAGAAGAUGGGAGCCACCUGUGGCCUCAGAGUAGCACAAGUACUGUUCCCCAGCUGCUUUUCUUCCAGGACUCCCUGUAGAUCAUGGGACAUCAGCAUAGCAGCCCAGUUUGUUUGAAGCACUUAAGUCUUACCCAUUUAUGUGGGGCCUCAAAGAAACCGGUGUACGGCAGGAUCAAUGAUCCCAAAGGACUUAUUAUGACUCUUGCUUCCAAGAAUGAGCUGAGGCCUGUACAUACUCAAGACAGAACUCCUCUACCUUCAGGCCUAGUUCUGUUCUUCUGUUGCAUGUCCUCUACUUGUGACUUUUCUGUUUACAGAGGAUUUGGAGAAGAGGGCAGGCAAAGUCAAGGUAACAACUCCUGUCUAUACCCUCUUUUGUUGACUGCACUUGUCUUGAAUAAAGUAGCAGUAUUGCUAGAACCAUUUAAUUCAAUAAAUGCUUAAACAGUG
Molecule: messenger RNA, 868 nt
Organism: Mustela lutreola (European mink)
Lineage: Eukaryota; Metazoa; Chordata; Mammalia; Carnivora; Mustelidae
Gene: SNAPIN
Product: SNAP associated protein
Exons: 4
Coding region: 1-411 (136 amino acids)
Biological process (GO): synaptic vesicle exocytosis; lysosome organization; regulation of synaptic vesicle exocytosis
Cellular component (GO): BORC complex; BLOC-1 complex; synaptic vesicle
Molecular function (GO): SNARE binding
Source: RefSeq, a predicted model, not a curated record